Molecule: messenger RNA, 945 nt
Organism: Gekko japonicus
Lineage: Eukaryota; Metazoa; Chordata; Lepidosauria; Squamata; Gekkonidae
Product: olfactory receptor 2G3-like
Exons: 1
Coding region: 1-945 (314 amino acids)
Biological process (GO): G protein-coupled receptor signaling pathway
Cellular component (GO): membrane
Molecular function (GO): G protein-coupled receptor activity; olfactory receptor activity
Source: RefSeq, a predicted model, not a curated record
AUGAGAACCGAGAACCUCACUUCCGUGACAGAAUUCAUCUUACUGGGACUCACCGACCACAGGAAGACACAGAUUGUGCUUUUUUUCAUAAUUCUCCUCAUAUAUUCACUUACUCUUGUGGGGAAUCUGGUGAUCAUCAUCUUGGUGCGGGCAGACUCCCACCUCCACACCCCCAUGUACUUCUUCUUGACGCACCUCUCGGGACUCGAGAUCUGUUAUGUCACCAGCACCUUGCCCCAGAUGCUGGCUCACCUCCUGUCCGGAAACGGAGCCAUCUCCUUCACUCGUUGCAUCAUCCAGAUGUACAUUGUUUUGUCCCUAGGUGGCACCGAAUGCCUUCUGCUGGGGGUCAUGGCCUACGACCGCUACUUGGCCAUCUGCCGCCCCCUGGUAUAUGCCGUUGCUAUGGGCAGGUGGCGCCAGUUGCACCUUGCCUCAGCUUCCUGGGCAGGAGGGUUUUCCCUCGCGGUGAUAAAUGUGAUGUGCACAUUGCGUUUCCCCUUCUGUGGCCCCAACCAUCUCAACCACUUUUUCUGUGAGCUGCCGGUGGUGAUGAAACUUGCUUGCGGUGACAUUCACAUCACAGAAGCCAUCCUGUUUGUGGCGGCCGUGCUGGCUCUCCUGAUCCCCCUGUCUGUUAUCUUGACUUCUUACGGACUCAUCCUGUCCUCCGUGAUACGAGCACAGUCUGCCUCAGGACGCCACAAGGCUUUCUCCACCUGCGCCUCCCACUUGGCAGUCGUCACCAUGUUCUACGGCACCGUCAUUUCCAUGUACAUGAAACCCAGGUCGGGCACAACCCCUGACCGUGAUAAGCAAACAGCUGUAUUCUAUGUGGUGGUCACCCCUCUCCUCAACCCGAUCAUUUAUACUCUGCGGAACAAGGAUAUCCACAGAGCGGCAACUAAGAUGUUGAAAAGAAAAGGUCUGGAACAAAAAUACUGA